Messenger RNA from Lampris incognitus (smalleye Pacific opah), 1557 nucleotides. RefSeq names its product calcium channel, voltage-dependent, gamma subunit 6b (gene cacng6b). The record is from RefSeq and is a predicted model, not a curated record. Gene Ontology annotation, cellular component: L-type voltage-gated calcium channel complex; membrane. Gene Ontology annotation, molecular function: calcium channel regulator activity. NCBI's taxonomy places the organism in Eukaryota, Metazoa, Chordata, Actinopteri, Lampriformes, Lampridae. Bases 188 to 994 code for a protein of 268 amino acids. Gene Ontology annotation, biological process: regulation of calcium ion transmembrane transport via high voltage-gated calcium channel. The transcript has 5 exons.
GAGGAAAGGCUGACUCUGCUGCCCGGCCGGGAAGACUGCGGAUCGCCUCCUGGUUUUCCUUCAUGGCCCCCUCGCCGGCGUUCCGUGAGGAGCGGCAUAAAGUCUCACACCAUCUCUCUUUGAACCAGAGCUGCCCAGGGCCCAGCCUUGCCCUUAGUCUUUACCAGGCUGUCUCGCUGAGAUCGCCAUGUGGUCCAACUUCUUUGUGCAGCAGGAUGAGGACGGUCGCAUCAGGGUGGCAGGGGCUAGCCCCGGCGGUGGGCUGGGGGGGUUGGCAGGAAUGAAAGCCGGACGCGGUCAAAGGCGGAUCAACAGAAUGAGCGACAGCCAGGAGGGGAAGAUCAAGCUGGCCUUCUUUGUGUCCAUCGUCGGCGUGAUCCUCACAGUGCUGGGCGUGGGGACAGAGUUUUGGGUGGAGCUGUCACAACCAAAGUACUUCAGCAGCAAUCACACCUGCCAGACAGCUCAUUAUGGCCUGUGGAAGGGCUGCGUCAGGACCCUGUGGGUAGCUGACAUUGACCCAGAGAGAACAAGCUGUGGCCCCGCUGCACUACCUGGAGAAUCGAACUGCACGUACUUCAAGUUCUUCACCUCCGGGGAGAACGCGGUCAUCUUCAAGAAGACAACCAGCAAAAAUCUGAACCUGGCAGCGGCCGUCCUGGCUCUGAUGAGUCUGGCCAUGAUGGUGAUGGGCUCCAUCUGUAUCACCAUGUCCCUCAGCAAAGGGGUGCAGUUCUUCCUGAAGCCCGCAUCCUUCUGCUUCAUCCUAUCAGGUGUUCUGGUCCUUCUGUCUAUCCUGGUCUUCCACCAAUCAGUGCUGGCCUUGUUGUCCAGCGACCACUCCGUACCGUUACACCAUGAGUUGUCCUGGUCCAUGGCCUGCGUGGGCUCUGCCGGAGCCAUCCUCAUCGUCGGAGGUGUCCUGUUCCUCAUCCUGUCUCUUCCCUUCAGUCCCUGGCAGAAAUGUCUGCCUCACAGAGAUAGUGCCACUUAGCACUUGAACAAGGAGAAACACACACACACACACACACACACACACACAAACACACACAAAAACACACACAUAUGUCCUUGAUGUUUCUUUCUUUCUUUCUGGAUUGAGUGUUUGAAUCCUGAGGGCUGUAAUGAUUUUGGGCUUGCUCACUGACGUUUACUUGGUCGGUGAACUCCUACUGGGUCUUAAUUAGAUGUACGCGAGGAAAUUACCGACAAAUGACGGACACUGCGGCCCUUCAGGAUUUGUGUUUCAGAGAGCUAUUAUUUUUGUCUGUCUGUCGAUCGAAAGCUAAAUGGAGGGAGUGACUUACCGAGCGACUGAAUGACGGACUGAUGGACUGACAGUCUACAUUCUGUUUUCUUAAUCUGAUGUAAAGCACAUGCCGCUAAGCUAUCUUCAGCUGCGCAACCAACAGCAUGUAGUUUGGGUCUGUCUGCUAUCACAAGGUACCAAGUACUGUGGAAAGGCCUGGAACAGCCAGCAAAUAUCAUAUGAAACUAAUUAAGUAAAACGUAGAAGAACAACAAUCUUUAUAGUUGUCCCAUAAUCUAAUAAAUCAA